AUUUUCCAUGUUGAAAUAUUCAAAUUUAUUUUCAUAGAAAAAGCUUGAUCCCCCUCCCUUUUCAAAUUACAGGUGAUCGACACCCUAAUCAAGAGAAACUCCAAUGGCUUCCAUUGGAUUGCCUAAACUCGUUUUUUCCUUCUUCCUGUUUUUCCUACAAUUAAUUUCUGGCUUGGAGAAGAUCGACUUGAACACAACAUUACUUGCAGAUGACAACAGCUCCCCAUGCGUUUCUCCUUUUGGGGACUUCGCUUUCGGUUUCCGAAAACUCAACAAUACCAACCUCUUCUUUCUUGCCAUCUGGUUUGACAAAAUUCCUGAUAAAACUAUUGUUUGGAGCGCAAAAAUAGAUGAUCCAGUCCAACAAGGCUCCAAGCUCCAGAUUACUGCCAACGGCCUUGUACUUGCUGAUCCUAGUGGUCAACAAAUAUGGACUAGUGGAAUCAACCAAACUUCAGCUGCUUCCUAUGGUGCUAUGCUUGACACUGGCAACUUUGUUGUUGUUGGUACCAAUUCCAAUUACCUAUGGGAGAGCUUCAAAAAUCCCACAGACACCAUCCUGCCUUCUCAAACACUGGAACCAGGCACUGCCUUGUUCUCUAGACUCUUAGAAACAAACUUCUCCAGAGGAAGGUUUGAGCUUUAUUUCUCCGAUGGUGAUCUCCGGCUCAGUCCACUUGCCUGGCCAACUGAGUUUCGUUAUGAUCCUUAUUUUAAGAGUGGAACUUCUGCCAAUGUUUCACAGCUUGUUUUCAAUGGAUCAUCAUCUGAUAUCUACUUGAUGCAGAAAAAUGGAAUGAUUGUCCAACUCCAAUGGCAGAGUCAGAACACAGCACACAGCGUGUCUGGAAACUAUUAUCGAGCAACACUUGAUUAUAAUGGAGUCUUCACGCAGUAUGCCCAUCCCAGGGACUCCAAUGGUGAGCAGAGCUGGUCAAUCGUGCAAUACAUCCCUGAAAAUAUUUGUUCUGCCAUAAGCAAUGAUCUUGGUAGUGGUGCAUGCGGGUAUAAUAGCUACUGCAGCAUGUCAAAUGGCAGGCCUACUUGUAGGUGCCCACUUGGAUAUUCACUUAUGGAUCAAAAUAAUCCAUUUGGAGGUUGCAAACCAAAUUUUCCUAUGGGUUGUGGAGUUGAUGAUGCAUCAGAGAACAUGGAAGAAUUAUAUGAAUUGCAGGAGCUUAAAAAUGUGAAUUGGCCUCAGGGAGAUUACGAAAGGUUGCAGCCUUAUAGUGAAGAACAAUGCAGAACUUCUUGUUUGCAAGAUUGUAUGUGCGAUGUUGCCAUUGUUGGUUACUCAAUGUGUUGGAAGAAAAGGAUACCUCUUGGUAACGGAAGAUUUGAUAUGAACUCAAGAGCUCUAAUCAAAGUUAGAAAAGGUGUUCCUUUGGAUUACCCUGGUCCUGCAUGCAACAUAAAGAAGAAGGAUAAGUCGAUCCUCUUAGGAUCACUAAGUACCUCCCUUGCCCUGAAUGCAUUUCUUCUAAUAAUAGUUCCUCUAAUUCUCUUAUUCAAACGAAAAAGGAAAUCAAACAGAGCCACUGAAGUUUCAACCCUCCUGGAAUCAAAUCUGCAUGUGUUCACUUAUAAGGAACUUGAGGAAGCAACCAAUAACUUCAAAGAACAAGUCGGCAAGGGAUCUUCCGCAAUUGUCUAUAAAGGCAUCCUGAACUUUGCUGAAAAUAAAGCAAUCGCGGUGAAGAAGUUGGAUAAGUUGUCCCUAGAGGCCGACAAAGAAUUCAGAAAUGAACUGAAGGCAAUUGGGAAGACAUGCCACAAGAAUCUUGUCCGGCUGUUGGGUUUCUGUGAAGAGGGAGCUCACCGCCUUUUGGUUUAUGAGUUUAUGACUAAUGGUACAUUAGCAAAUUUUCUCCUCGGGAUUCCAAAGCCUGGUUGGAAUAUAAGAGCUAAAAUUGCCUUGGAGAUUGCGAGAGGGCUUGUGUAUUUACAUGAAGAGUGUGAUGUUCCAAUCAUUCACUGUGAUAUAAAGCCUGAAAACAUACUCCUAGAUGAACUUUUCACUGCAAGGAUUUCUGAUUUUGGGUUAGUGAAAUUGUUACUCUCUAACCAGAGUCGAACUAUGACCAAUAUCAGAGGAACGAGAGGAUAUGUGGCUCCUGAAUGGUUCAGAAAUGUAGCUAUUACAGCUAAAGUAGACAUUUACAGUUUUGGCGUUAUGUUGUUAGAAAUUAUCUGCUGCAGAAAGAAUGUACCGAAACUCGAGCAGGAAGAGAUACUAAUAGACUGGGUUUAUGAUUGUUUUGUGGAAGGGAGGAUAGAUGAUGUGGUUGAGUUUGAUAAAGAAGCUAUGGCUGAUAAGGACAGGGUAAGCAGAUGGGUAACCAUAGCCAUCUGGUGUAUCCAAGAGGAUCCUUCGAAAAGGCCUUCAAUGAGGAUGGCUCUGCAAAUGCUAGAAGGACUUGUUGAAGUACCGUUGCCCAUCUUCAGCUCUACUUAUUCAGAUGUUUGAGUAAUCGUCAUCAUCAUGAAAUUUAGCUGUGUUGCAGAAGGGUAAGGUAUUGGUAAUCCAUGAUUAUAUAUUAUAGACUGUAAGUAACUUAUUAAUAAAAUUGGUGUGUUUCUCUUUA
This is a messenger RNA of Manihot esculenta (cassava), 2585 nucleotides long. Its product is annotated as G-type lectin S-receptor-like serine/threonine-protein kinase LECRK3. NCBI's taxonomy places the organism in Eukaryota, Viridiplantae, Streptophyta, Magnoliopsida, Malpighiales, Euphorbiaceae. The record is from RefSeq and is a predicted model, not a curated record. The transcript has a single exon. Gene Ontology annotation, molecular function: protein serine/threonine kinase activity; ATP binding. Bases 104 to 2467 code for a protein of 787 amino acids. Gene Ontology annotation, biological process: protein phosphorylation.